AUGACUGCAUUGCAAGAGACUAGUUCAGAAGACUUAGGUUUCAAGCUUUCGACCAAACCCGAAGGUAUCCGCAUUUUCAAUGAUACGAUAGAUUUUCUGGAAGGAGAUAAAAAUGAUUUGAAUUUAUUGUCAAUUGGGAACUUGACAGGAUAUUUUGCAUGUUCCAAUAUGACGUCCAUAGUUUUGGAUAAACUCUCGUUGUUUGAAACGGGAGAGGUUGCAGAGGGGCAUGAAUUGAGAAGAAUUGAAAAUUUGACCAAUGUAUCCCAAUUGACGUUCAAUAGCGAUGAGUCGAAGCUUUAUGUGGUUGUGGAUGGAAAACUAAAAUUUAUCGAUAUGGGGCAGUUCGAAAUGUCCCAACUGGAACCUGGAAUCCUCAAGGAUAUCAAAAAUAUUGAAGACAAAUAUAUACAUAAUGUCAAGGCGAUUCAUCCGUCGCCUGGGUCGCCUGAUGCUAUUGGCUUAAUUAAUAAUUCGGGUGAAUUAAUCGUGAUUGAUGCCGGGGUUGCUAGAAUAUUACAUUCUGGUGUUUCUUCGUUUUGUUGGGCUAAAAAUGGACAAACGAUAUAUUACGGCACUCCUUCGUCUGCGGAUGUGACUGCUGUGUCCACUAUCAACGGUGAUGUUCAGUUUAAAAUUGAAAACUCCGCCGUGUCUGACCCAACAGAAGUCACUUUAAUCAGCUUUAUCGAAUUAGAGUCGAAUUUUAAAUGGUUUGCUGUUUAUGACAGAGGAGAAGGAGAACCAGAAGAUCACGAAUAUCAAAUAUACAUCAUUCAAAAAACUGAUGAACAAACAUAUGAAUUCUAUGAAACUGACAUAGCUCCACCAUUUGGAUCGGUAGCACGUUUUGGUACCUAUUACUUACUGUCUUUGUCUAACUGGUCUCCAGGACAAACAUUAGUAUUUGUUACUUCGUCAUUGGCAACUGAAAUCAGCACUCUUUUUAUGAAUGCUGAAGGAAAUAUUGAGUCUAUCACUCAACUAAAUGACUCUGAUAGAGCCCAAUUCCCCAUUAACGAUGAUACUGGUGACGAUGCAUCGCCAAUUGGUCUUGGUCUUGAGUUGGGUUGUCUUGAAUAUGUUGUUCCAGAACCAUGUAGUGGCAUUGAUGAAGCGAAAGGUUUACCAAGGCUCUGGUGCCUAACACAUGAAGGGACGUUAAUAAGUUGGUGGAUAUUUGACGUUCACGGUUUGAAAAAUGAAAACGUAAGUCUAGAAAGGGCGCUCGAUCAUUUAAAGGAGGGAGUAGUGAUUGGCUCAACGAAACUAGCUAACGAAAAAGAAAUCAUCAAUGAUACCAAGGUAUCUAAUUCUAAUUAUUCCGCUAAGUCUAGUGGCGAAAAUCAAGAGCAAUCUAUAAAUCAGCCUUCAUCUAAUCUUCCAGAAGAUAAAGUUAGCUUUGGUUCGUCGGGAUUCGGCACGUCUAAGGUAGGAUCCACUUCAUCAGGUGCUGUGCUCGGUUCAACUGGAUUUGGUUCAACUGGAUUUGGCUCAAGUGGGUUUGGAUCCAACUCUUCUAGUACAGGUACUAGUGCGGGUAGUGGUUUUGGUUCUACAGGUUUUGGCUCAUCGGGCUUUUCUAAGGUGUCUGAACCGUUAGGGUCAAGCGGUUUUGGAGAAUCAAAGAAAUCGUCUGGUUUUGGUUCCUCGGGUUUUGGUUCCUCUGGUUUUGGGUCCUCGGGCUUUGGUUCCUCUGGUUUUGGUUCCUCUGGUUUUGGUACCAAUAUAUCUGAAUCCAAGAAUGAUAAUAACUUUGGAAAUGCCGGGUUUGGCACAAAUACCACAAGCUCCAAUGGCUCCAAGGCCGCAGGUGGAUUUGGAAA
Messenger RNA from Debaryomyces fabryi, 1826 nucleotides. RefSeq names its product FG-nucleoporin (gene NUP159). Gene Ontology annotation, molecular function: protein binding. The record is from RefSeq and is a predicted model, not a curated record. The transcript has a single exon. Lineage: Eukaryota; Fungi; Ascomycota; Pichiomycetes; Serinales; Debaryomycetaceae. The annotation marks the transcript as partial.